Messenger RNA from Myodes glareolus (Bank vole), 1642 nucleotides. It is a transcript of the gene Pthlh, whose product is annotated as parathyroid hormone like hormone. Gene Ontology annotation, cellular component: extracellular region. The record is from RefSeq and is a predicted model, not a curated record. Gene Ontology annotation, biological process: bone mineralization. NCBI's taxonomy places the organism in Eukaryota, Metazoa, Chordata, Mammalia, Rodentia, Cricetidae. Gene Ontology annotation, molecular function: hormone activity.
UGUUCCCCGCCCCCGCCGGCCAGCUCGCCCUUGCUCUGCCGGCGCGCGUUCCUAGGGCGCCACCUCUUUGCGACUAGCUCAUUUCUCAGCAGGUUGGCCCCAGAGCGUGUGAACCUUUUCGGGCUGGGCUCGCAGCUCCUCUCCAACCUGCACCGCCCCAGCUGGGCCGCUCCGCCCCGCCGCCGGAACCCGCCCUCACGGCCACCUGGCCCUCGCAUCCACGACACGCGCGCCUGCAACUUGUUCAAGGGCGUUGUGGAAUCAACUUUCCGGAAGCAACCAGCCCACCGGAGGAGGUAGACCGACAGCUAUGUAUAUAUACGCGCUCUCCCGCAAGUGGCUGUGCACCCAGAGGCCCGGGUCGCAGGGCAGUUGACUCCCGCGGGACACUCGCGUUUGAGGAAGGGGUUUACCCUGCCCCAGGAACCCCAGACUGCUGCCGCCAAGACUAAUUAGGCAUUGCUAUGGGAGUCACGGCAACGCGCCACGCAUCCCCGACGCCUGUGUAAAACGCUCGGGUUUUCGCUCUUCUUUCAGAGGAAGCUCUCCGGUUCCUUUUUCCCUUCUCGGGUCCCUUUUUGCCUGUGUGGUUUGGGAGAGGCACAGUUGGAGGCGCUGAUUCCUACAGAAGUCCCAAAGCCAGCGAGCGGCACGAUGCUGCGGAGGCUGGUUCAGCAGUGGAGCGUCCUGGUAUUCCUGCUCAGCUACUCCGUGCCCUCCUGUGGGCGCUCGGUGGAGGGACUCAGCCGCAGGCUAAAACGCGCGGUGUCCGAGCACCAGCUACUGCACGACAAGGGCAAAUCCAUCCAAGACUUGCGCCGCCGUUUCUUCCUCCACCACCUGAUCGCGGAGAUUCACACAGCCGAAAUCAGAGCUACCUCGGAGGUGUCCCCCAACUCCAAGCCUGCUCCCAACACCAAAAACCACCCUGUGCGGUUCGGGUCGGAUGAUGAGGGCAGAUACCUAACUCAGGAAACCAACAAGGUGGAGACCUACAAAGAGCAGCCGCUCAAAACACCCGGGAAGAAGAAGAAGAGCAAACCCGGGAAGCGCAAGGAGCAGGAGAAGAAGAAGCGAAGGACUCGGUCUGCCUGGCCAAGCAUAUCUGGGAACGGCCUGCUUGAGGACCCUCUGCCUCACACCUCCAAAACCUCGCUGGAACCCAGCUCAAGGACGCAUUGAAACUUUCAUCGCAGAUCUUCCAAGGACACGUUACAGGAUUUUGUAAUAGUAAACAUAUGGAAAGUAUUAGACAUAUUUAUUGCCUGUACAUACUGUAAAUGCAUUGGGAUCAAACCGUCUCCCCAGGAAACUGCACAUUGGUCAUGUGAAUAUUUUUUCUUUUUUUGCCAAGGCUAAUCCAAUUAUUAUUAUCACUGUUACCAUAAUUUAUUUGUCAAGUGAUGUAUUUAUUUUGUAAAUGUAUCUUGGUGCUGCUGACUCUGUCUGUGUUUUGUAACAUAAUGCACUUUAGGUUUACAUAUUGAGGAUGUUGAUGAAUUUAACGUGAAAAAGUGUCUAUUUUGUGGUUGAUUUUAAUGAAUGCUGAAAUAUAAUGAUCUAGAUUGAUUUCCUUCUGUGCAUGUAAAAAUGGCAAUAUUUUAAAUUUGUAAAGAAUGUCUAAUAAAAUAUAAUCUAAAUA